Messenger RNA from Pyrgilauda ruficollis (rufous-necked snowfinch), 1581 nucleotides. RefSeq names its product fyn related Src family tyrosine kinase (gene FRK). NCBI's taxonomy places the organism in Eukaryota, Metazoa, Chordata, Aves, Passeriformes, Passeridae. The transcript is spliced from 8 exons. Bases 1 to 1581 code for a protein of 526 amino acids. Gene Ontology annotation, biological process: cell surface receptor protein tyrosine kinase signaling pathway; cell differentiation; innate immune response. The record is from RefSeq and is a predicted model, not a curated record. Gene Ontology annotation, cellular component: extrinsic component of cytoplasmic side of plasma membrane. Gene Ontology annotation, molecular function: ATP binding; non-membrane spanning protein tyrosine kinase activity; signaling receptor binding.
AUGGGAAACUUCUUCCGGAAGCACUGUGCCUGUUUGAAGCCUUACCUUCCCUGCUUAUUUGGGAGAAACGGUGAGCAGGAAGACAAAGGAGGCCAAGUCUUCGCCAACCUUGCUGUGAUAAAACCUGACCCUCAAGCAGGACAGAAGGACAUAGAGAGUAAGAUAAAAGAGAAACCUUUACCUCCACUGCCUGGCCAGGAGCUAGCAAACAUUUGCAAAUUUGUGGCGCUUUUCGAUUAUGACGCUCGCACUGAGGAUGACUUGAGCUUCAGAGCUGGGGAUAAGCUGGAAGUGCUGAAUGCAUCCCAUGAGGGGUGGUGGUAUGCCAAGCUCCUCCUGCCAGAGUGGUCAGUCUGUCCUGGCCGCAAGCUCACGGGCUACAUCCCUGCCAACUACAUUGCUGCUGACCAGAGCAUCGAAGCUGAGCCAUGGUUCUUUGGCCCAAUCAAACGAGCAGAUGCUGAGAGACAACUGUUGUACCCUGAAAACAAGGAAGGAGCCUUCCUAAUCCGAGAAAGUGAAAGUCUAAAAAGCGAAUACUCACUCUCAGUUUUUGAUGGCACAUCUGUGAAGCACUACAGGAUCAAAAGGAUGGAUGGAAGCUUUUUCCUAACCAAAAGGAAAACUUUUCAAACUUUGAAUAUGUUGGUUGACUAUUACAGCAAGAACAGUGAUGGCCUCUGUGUGUUGCUUGGACAGCCAUGCCUAAAGAUACAAACUCCUGCUACUUUUGAUUUGUCUUACAAAACUGUUGAUCAGUGGGAGAUAGACCGACGAUCUCUGAAAUUGGUGAAAAAAUUAGGAUCUGGUCAGUUUGGUGAAGUAUGGGAAGGACUGUGGAAUAAUACCACCCCCGUGGCAAUCAAAACAUUAAAACCAGGUUCAAUGGAUCCAAAAGACUUUCUGAGGGAAGCACAAAUAAUGAAGAACUUGAGACAUCCAAAGCUUAUACAGCUUUAUGCUGUCUGCACUUUGGAGGAUCCAAUUUAUAUUAUUACUGAGCUGAUGAGAUAUGGAAGUCUUCUAGAAUACCUUAAAAAAGAUGGAGGCUCUCAAAUCUCCCUGACACAUCAAAUAGACAUGGCUGCUCAGGUGGCUUCUGGGAUGGCAUACCUUGAAUCUCAGAACUAUAUCCAUCGGGAUCUGGCAGCCAGGAAUGUUCUUGUUGGUGAGCACAAUGUUUACAAAGUGGCAGACUUCGGACUUGCAAGAGUUUUUAAGGUAGAAAAUGAAAAAAUAUAUGAAGCUAGGACUGAAACAAAACUCCCAGUGAAAUGGACAGCCCCGGAGGCAAUUCGCUACAACAGAUUCAGCAUUAAAUCAGAUGUCUGGUCCUUUGGGAUACUUCUGUUUGAAAUAAUUACCUAUGGGCAGAUGCCUUAUCAUGGUAUGCCGGGACACCAGGUGAUCCAGCUGCUGGACAGUGGGUACAGACUUCCUCAGCCGGAGACGUGCCCAGCGCCACUCUACAAGCUGAUGAAGCAGUGCUGGAGCGCGGAGGCCGAGGAGCGGCCCACCUUUGAGGCCCUCAGCGACCAGCUGGAGAACUACUUCAACAACGAGCUCUAUUCCUUUGCCUAG